Molecule: messenger RNA, 1772 nt
Organism: Periophthalmus magnuspinnatus
Lineage: Eukaryota; Metazoa; Chordata; Actinopteri; Gobiiformes; Gobiidae
Gene: eif2b3
Product: eukaryotic translation initiation factor 2B, subunit 3 gamma
Exons: 12
Coding region: 317-1678 (453 amino acids)
Biological process (GO): cytoplasmic translational initiation; biosynthetic process
Cellular component (GO): eukaryotic translation initiation factor 2B complex; guanyl-nucleotide exchange factor complex
Molecular function (GO): translation initiation factor activity; guanyl-nucleotide exchange factor activity
Source: RefSeq, a predicted model, not a curated record
GAUUUCAUGAAAGCACUCAGGUGUCAUCAUACGAUACAUGCUAGUUAAACUUGCCGGAUUUAUGUCAAGCAUUUAAGAGUAGACUUUCUGUUUUUUAGCUAUGAUUUCUGGAAUCGGAAUUUAAUUUCCUCACAUAUCGAUCUAUAUGCUUAUAUUGGAUCAGUGCAGCAAAGCGGUGUGCGAUAGCUCUGACAAAUGUUAGCAAAGUGCUAACAACAGUGACAGCAGCAACUAGUUUCAUCCAUGCGAUACAGUCGCUGUCAUUUCCACUGACAGUCUGUUUCCUGGGAUCGUGUAGAGCCUGACAGAAGACAUUAUGGAGCUGCAGGCAGUGCUGAUGGCAGCUGGAGGGGGCUCUCGUAUGACAGACUUGACUUACAACACCCCCAAGCCUAUGUUACCUGUUGGCAACAAGCCAGUUAUCUGGUACCCUCUCAAUCUACUGGAAAGAGUGGGUUUUGAAGAGGUAAUAGUCAUAACCACCAAAGAAGUCCAGAAGAUGAUGAGCACAGACCCUAAAAUAAAGGAGGUCAGAAUGAAACUUGAUGUGGUUUGCAUCCAGGAAGAUGGAGACAUGGGCACUGCAGACACUCUUAGGCACAUCCAACAGAAAAUAAAGACGGACAUUUUGGUUUUGAGUUGUGACCUUAUAACUGAUGUGGCUCUACAUGAAGUGGUCGACCUGUUCCGUGCCCACAAUGCCACCAUGGCCAUGUUAAUGAGCAAGACGCACGAGUUCACAGAGACGGUCCCGGGGCAGAAGGGCAAGAAGAAAACAGCUGAGCAGAGGGACUUUGUCGGCGUGGAUCAUUCAGGCAAGAGGCUGCUCUUCAUGGCCAACGAGGCAGAUCUGGAAGAUGGACUGUCGAUCAGGAAAUCUAUAAUGAGAAAACACCCUCGGAUGCACAUCAAAACCGGACUUGAAGACGCUCACCUCUACUGUCUCAAAAAGGCUGUGGUGGACUUUCUUACAGAAAACAAAUCUAUCUCAUCAAUUCGUGGGGAGUUGGUGCCUUAUCUUGUACGCAAACAAUUUUCAAAAACAACCAACAGUUCUAAAAUCAAAGAUGACACGGACGAUCAAAGCCAAAAUAAAACUGACAGCGUAGCCAUCCACGAGCUUCUGAUUUCAUCCCGGGAUGAGGCUCUGCUUCAGCUGGCCCAGGAGCGGUCCUGUUGGAAUGACCACCGAGGGGACAUGAGCGAGGCGUACCACGGGGGGAAGCUGCGCUGCUACGUUCACAUAAUGGACCAGGGCCUGUGCUUCCGGGUCAACUCUCUGGCUGCCUACAUUGAGGCCAACCGACUGGCCCCAAAACUGUUUGAGGAGCCAGCAGUCCAUCCAUCUGCUGUCAUUUCUGAAAGAUGUCAGAUGGGUUCAGACAGUAUAAUUGGAGAGAAGUGCCAGAUUGCAGAUAAGACGUCUAUCAAGAGGGCCACCAUUGGAAACUACACUUCGAUUAAAGAGAAGGUCAAAAUCGCCAACUCCAUCAUCAUGCAUCAUGUGACCAUUGAAGAGGGGUGCAAUAUCCAAGGCAGUGUGAUCUGCAGUAAUGCUGUGAUUGGGAGAGGAGCAGACCUGAAAUACUGUCUUGUUGGAAACGGACAACGGAUUGAUGCAGAGUCCGAGAGGACCAACGAGGUCAUCGUGGGAACUGAUCAGCUGAUGGAAAUCUAAACAAUUAACCAGUCAGAAGGGAGCAUGUAAGGCAUUGCUAUGGGCUCUUUGUACAUUGUGUCUACAUUUUAAUAAAGCCUGACCUCAUACAUUA